Neospora caninum is the source of this 912-nucleotide messenger RNA. RefSeq lists its product as hypothetical. Bases 1 to 912 code for a protein of 303 amino acids. The record is from RefSeq and is a predicted model, not a curated record. NCBI's taxonomy places the organism in Eukaryota, Apicomplexa, Conoidasida, Eucoccidiorida, Sarcocystidae. The transcript is spliced from 4 exons.
AUGACGCAUCUAGAGUUCGACGUUGAGCGUCCUGCGGGAGUAUCAAGCAAGAGGCUGACUCAGCUUCGGUCGGCUUCGUCACAGCAAUCAGAAGACCGUGGACACGGCCCCCGGGGCCCCACUGCCUGCGUCGGCGCGGCGCUCCGAGACAACGUCAACGAAAUCCUGCGGCCAGCAGUUGUGCCUCGUGCAUCGAGUCCUGGUGCUGCUGCUCUAGAUCGCAUGCGUGUAGACGACUACGCCGGUAUGCGUAGCGAUGGAAUUAAUGAACUGCGGGCGCCGGUUCACCGGAGGUGCCCGGAAGGAGGAAAAAGGCGUGGCCUCAUGACAAACAAUGAGUCGGUUUUCGUAUCCGAUGUUCUCGGGCAGCAUGGCCGCCCCAUCAAUGGGGCGUCGCAGUUCCAGGAUCCUCGUGUUACCGAUUACUUGCAGCAACAGUGCAAACCCAAGAGCCGAAGCCUGCAGAGGUAUUACGGCCCGGAGGAACUCCACAAAGCGUUCUGCACCAAGUUCGAGGUGGUGGACAAAACUUCCGGUCGGACUGAAAUCAUGACAGCACGGCGGCCUGGGUCAGCAGCUGCCGUCGUCAGUCUCUGCGAUUUCGAUGCCUACAUUCCGAGACCGCAUAAAUAUACCAGCUGUCAGAAGCAAAUCAGUAACAUUGAGAACACACCGCUGGGUCUAAUGCCACGAAAAGGCGCGGAAGCACCUCACAAGCCGUACUUUACUCAGACGGCGGCGGAUAUCUGCAAGAAACAAAGCCAGCUCCGUUGCCAGGAUCCUGAGGUUACUGUGCAUGGACAACAGAAGUACCACGUGGCCAGCAAGGCCAGCCUCGCACGAGCUUUCCAAAUCAGUUCCAUGCUUUUGGUCAGAGUUGGCUCGCACCUGGAGACGGUGCACGGACAAUGA